AACCUCGAUUAUAAAAACAUGCAUUGUUUCUGAUCUCCACAGUUCUAAACUAUAGCUCGAUUGAUUCGCUACACUUUAAAGUGUCUAGCUAUUCUAUUACUCUACGAGUACAGCUAAUUUAACAAAAUGAAACUUGUUCUGAUCGCAAUUGGUCUAACCCUGUCCUGCAUAUGGGCCGAAGAGAAGUACACAGAUAAGUACGACAGCCUGAACAUUGAUGAGGUCAUCGCCAACAAGAGAUUGCUCAAUGCAUACAAUAAAUGCGUACUUGAUCAAGGAAAAUGCACGUCAGAAGGACGAGAACUGAAAUCACAUAUAGCGGAAGGUCUGAAAACGGGUUGCGCAAAAUGCACUGAUGCUCAACAUAAAGGCAUGCGCAAAGUGAUCAAGCAUUUAAUGACCCAUGAUAAAAACGUUUGGCGUCAAAUGGUUGAAAAAUACGACCCUAAAAGAGUGUACUCGACUAAAUACGAAAAGGAGUUGAAAUCUUUAUACUAAAUUGCAAUUUAGUGACGGUUAAAUAUGGUUGGCAUUAGUUUCUUUGUUGAUAUUGCUGUUUAAUUAUUUAUUGUACUUUUAAUAUUAUAAGAGCAUUAUU
Messenger RNA from Hyposmocoma kahamanoa, 598 nucleotides. Its product is annotated as ejaculatory bulb-specific protein 3-like. NCBI's taxonomy places the organism in Eukaryota, Metazoa, Arthropoda, Insecta, Lepidoptera, Cosmopterigidae. The coding region runs from base 127 to 498 and encodes 123 amino acids. The transcript has 3 exons. The record is from RefSeq and is a predicted model, not a curated record.